This is a messenger RNA of Urocitellus parryii (Arctic ground squirrel), 2964 nucleotides long. RefSeq names its product chromosome 3 C19orf44 homolog (gene C3H19orf44). The record is from RefSeq and is a predicted model, not a curated record. Lineage: Eukaryota; Metazoa; Chordata; Mammalia; Rodentia; Sciuridae.
GGUUGCCAGGGCAACGGUACCCUAGGGCCGGACGGCGGGGCGGGAGCGUGGCGCCGGGUUCCACCGAUAAACCGGCGUGGAAAAUGGCUUUCUUAAGAAAAACCAGCCCACCUGCUCACGGUGUUUUUAGUGACCUCAGUGACAUCUCCUCAGAAGAUUCAAGGAUGGAAGACAUCAGAAACUUGAAAGUCAGUAGAAGUUUUACCCAAGCAGCCUCCGGUCAAAGCAGAUUUCUAAAAAGAAACCAAACUAUCGGUGAGAAACACUUCAACCUGCAAGACAGUGCUGCCCUGGGCAGUGGGGCCCAGCUGACCCUGGGCAGACCCCUCGCCACCGCCUCCAAGAUCCGAGCCAGCGCCGCGCUCAUGAGGCUGGCCCAGCUGGAGACCAAGAUCCGGAGUCGGCAGAGCGCGCCCAGGAGCUGGUCUGACACGGAGUCUGACUCGCGGCUCCUGGAGGACGGUCUUGCCGAGAGCGUGGACAGAUCCGCCCCGGGGGCCACCUCGGGCCCUGCCUCGCCGCACACCCACAGAACUUUCCAGAAACAAGCCCGUGAAGCCCCCCUCCCCAAGAGCAGUGUGCAGAGUGGGCGGGCCAGCAGGUUCCUGAAGAAGAAACAGCCACCUGUGGGUAGCGCGGCCCCCGAGGCCCAGGCUGGGAAGGAGAGGAAUCUUCAAACACCCAGACAGAAAGAACCUGCUAGAAAAUUUGAUUCCCCAGACAGCGACGAAGAGGAAAUGAAAGAAUUGCUAGGAAGCUUGAUGGAAUCUUCUAGAGAAAAAGAAACAAGCCUGAAUCAGAGGUUCACCAGCACUGCCGUCAGUGGGAAGGAGCGCGUGAAACCAUCGGCGGGUCAGAUCCCUGCCCCGCCCCGAGCCCCUCUGUCCAGAGCGGAGCUCUCCAGCUCAGAGCCUUCCCAGACCCUGGGCCUGUCCAGCACGCGGUCAGCGCGCCGGGGGUCAGCGCGCCGGGCCCUCCGCAGUACUCGGUCGGGAACCUGCUCCCCGCAGACUCCGGCAGCUCGCGACACAGCCUCCCACGACACAGCCUCCCACCACACAGCCUCCCACCACACAGCCUCCCCCGCCUCCUCGAUUUCCAUCCCCGACGCGGUUUCAAGAUCAAAGUCUUCAGCCAUGGGUCACGUCCAGCUCGCGUCUUCCUCCGGGAGGAGCGAGCCCGGGCCCGGGGGAGCCUCGGACCCCGAAGCCUCCGACGACAGCCUGAACGAUUUUAGAAUCAAUAUUUUAUCCCUUGAUGAUCUGUCUCCGGCCGUCAGUGAGAGAUCAGACUUGGAACAGAAGGAAGGUGCCACUCAGAGGGCGAGAGCGCCGGGCAGGAGCCGCCCCGACCAGACACCUGCCACACGGGACGCACCGAGCCAUGCCCUGCCCAGGGGCUCAGCAUUUCAGGGAAAGGCCACCUCUGUGGUUGGGGACGAGGGCCUCCCCACUGAAAGUGAGGUCUCAGAGCGUCUGAGUGCCAGCCUGGCCUCUGCCGCCCAGCAGGACAGUGUGUCCAGUGCCAAGCCGUCAUCCGAGACGCCCACAGAGGACAGCGUGGGCUCGGCUUAUUCGGAAGAUUUUGAAAGCCCGCCGAGUCCCCCGGCCUCCGAGCCGACGGCUCCUUCCGAGGCAGCUCUGGACGGAACGCUGGCCACGGUGUCGGAGUGCUGCAGGAGUCUGAGGACAGACCCCCCCCAACCCCCCAGGGCUAGGAAGAAGGGCAGCCGGGGCGCAGAGAGGGUCGGCGUGCGGGAAAUGGCCGUGCAGACCCUGGACCCGGCCUUCACCUACCAGUGGACCAAGGCGGCUGGGAUGGCGGCCAUUGGGCCUGCCCUCGGGAGUUCCUAUGUCGACCCAGUGCCCAUUGCCAGCCACGUCGUCAGUGCCGAUGCCAUAGAAGUCCUGACAGCCUACAGCCCUGCGGUGCUGGCGCUCAACGACAUGCUGAAGCAGCAGCUGAACCUGACGCAGCAGUUCAUCGCCGCCAGCCGCCACCUGCACCUCUCCCUCCUGAGGUCCAUGGAAGGGGACUCGUUCCACUACCACUCCCUGGAGGAAGCCAAAGAGUAUAUCAGGUGCCACAGGCCCACGCCGCUCACCAUGGAGGACGCUUUGCGGGAGGUGCAGGAGGAGCUGUAAGUACCAGAGACCUGCUCAGCACGCUGCUGAGGAAAUUGCCCGUCAGCAUGAGGACAUGAUGCAGGACAGUGGGGACGCAGCACAGGCCAGGUGCUGGCUUCCUGGUGGGCACAAGGCAGACGGAACCGAUGGUGCAGGACUGCUGUUCACGAACAAGGACACGAGAAUAACUCCUCACGAGAUGCCAAGGCCCCUGCUCCACCGGGCCUCGUCCAGAACACGCCCCUCACUCCACCCACGCUUCUCACUUGUACACGGAGGAGGAGGUCUUUAAAAAAAAGGCUUUAUUUGAAGGCAAAACAGUAAAAUCCACAAGAAAUCGUUAACAGCACGAGUUUGUUUUAUCCAGAAUCAGACACAUUUGAACAAGUCACAGCUACGGGAAAUCUAGAACAAAAUCAGAUAUUUACCACGUGGGCAUGAAAAAYUGUGGGAGAAACUCUGCAUCUUACUGAAAAGAAUUUUUCAAAAGUACUUCUUUACAAAUAAACGGCACCGCACCAAGCUGCCGAUGGAUCCAGGUGUGGGGGAUCCAGGCAGCUUCUGGCAGAGGUGACACUCCUCCUGGCCCCACCUCCCUUUGGGGGUGGGCUGGGGGUAUGCAAAUGAAAUGACAGAGUAGGAGGUACCAGUUGGRAGGUGGCACUCCACACUCAAUCUAAAUGGGUCCUCGCACGCAAGUGCUGGUGUUGGGUUCCCCUAAGUGACAACCACAAGCAGAGGGGCUACAGAUGCCUCCAGGGCGUCAUUGCUGACCUGAGGACACCUUAGGUUGUUUGCUUAGAACCUUUUCUUUCUCCAGAUAAUAGCAAAUGGCCAA